Messenger RNA from Cygnus atratus (black swan), 3898 nucleotides. RefSeq names its product taxilin alpha (gene TXLNA). Lineage: Eukaryota; Metazoa; Chordata; Aves; Anseriformes; Anatidae. The coding region runs from base 191 to 1840 and encodes 549 amino acids. Gene Ontology annotation, molecular function: syntaxin binding. The transcript is spliced from 11 exons. The record is from RefSeq and is a predicted model, not a curated record.
GCGGGGCUGGGGCCGGGAGCGGCGGGGCCGGGAGCGGCGGCGGGGCCGUUCUCCUCCCCUCCCCCUCCCCGCCGGUGCACCGGAGCGCCGCCGGCUCCUGACCGCUGAUUGGCUGAAGGAGAGAGGGGCGACUACGUCACACCGCUGACGCCACCGGGGGCUCGCCGACGCCGAGCGGGCGCAGGCGGCGAUGAAGAACCAAGGCGGGGAAGCCAAGGCAGCCCCGCGCCCCGCGGGCUCCUCUGCGGCCGGCGGCGCCCUGCUGCUGGAGGAGGGCGACCCGGCCGAGGCCACGGCGGCGCUGGAAGCUCCUCUCACGCAGGAGGACACCAAGUCCUCCCGGCCUGCCGUGCGUGACGUCUCGGAGGAGCUAAGCAGACAGCUUGAGGACAUCUUGAACACGUACUGCGUGGAUGCCAGCCAGGAGGGUCCGGGCGAGGACGGCGGGCAGAGCGAGCCUGCGGAGCCGGAGGAGGCGGAGAAGUGUCGCAGCGAGUCCCCGAGGAACGGCGACCAGGAGCCGGGUGGCCCCGAGAUGAACGGGGAGAAGGAGGGCACGAAGGGGACGGAGGAGUUCCGGCCCGGCGAGGAGUGCGGGGAGCGGGAUCAGAAGAAGGCUCAGGAAAAGAAGAAAGCCAAGGGCCUAGGCAAGGAAAUCACUUUGCUGAUGCAGACGCUGAACACCCUGAGCACUCCAGAGGAGAAACUGGCAGCACUGUGCAAGAAGUACGCUGAGCUGCUGGAAGAGCACCGUAACUCCCAGAAGCAGAUGAAGAUCUUGCAGAAGAAGCAGACGCAGCUGGUGCAAGAGAAGGACCACCUGCAGAGCGAGCACAGCAAGGCCAUCCUGGCCCGCAGCAAGCUGGAGAGUCUGUGCCGCGAGCUCCAGAGACACAACCGCACCCUCAAGGAGGAGGGUGUCCAGCGUGCCCGGGAGGAAGAGGAGAAGCGGAAGGAGGUCACCUCCCACUUCCAGGUGACGCUGAACGACAUCCAGCUCCAGAUGGAGCAGCACAACGAGAGGAACUCCAAGCUGCGCCAGGAGAACAUGGAGCUGGCGGAGCGGCUCAAGAAGCUCAUCGAGCAGUACGAGCUGCGGGAGGAGCACAUUGAGAAGGUGUUCAAACACAAGGACCUGCAGCAGCAGCUCGUGGACGCCAAGCUCCAGCAGGCACAGGAGAUGCUGAAGGAGGCAGAGGAGAGACACCAGCGGGAGAAGGACUUUCUGCUGAAGGAAGCUGUGGAGUCGCAGAGGAUGUGUGAGCUGAUGAAGCAGCAGGAGACCCAUCUGAAGCAGCAGCUUGCUCUCUACACAGAGAAGUUUGAAGAAUUCCAGAACACCCUUUCCAAAAGCAGCGAAGUGUUCACGACAUUUAAACAGGAGAUGGAGAAGAUGACUAAGAAAAUUAAGAAGCUGGAGAAAGAGACCACUAUGUACCGUUCUCGCUGGGAGAGCAGCAACAAGGCUCUCUUGGAAAUGGCUGAAGAGAAAACCCUACGGGAUAAAGAGCUAGAGGGGCUUCAGGUGAAAAUCCAGCGCCUGGAGAAACUGUGCCGAGCCCUGCAGACGGAGCGCAACGACCUCAACAAGAAGGUUCAGGACCUGUGUGCCCACGCGCCCCGGGCAGACAUGGACCUGUCGGAGCCCCUGAAGGACCCAGCCCGGGAGGGCUCCGAGGCGGUGGCAGGAGGUGCCCCAGCAGAGCAGCACCUGGCUGAGGAUUGCCUUCACUCGGGAAAGCCAACACACGGCACAGAUCCUGCGGAGACGCUUGGAGAACUGAGCAUAGGAGGCCUGGGGCAGAGUGGGACUGAGGAAGGCACUCAGGGCGCUGACUGAGCCCGCCGUGCGGUAGGCAGAGGUAGGGCGAGGGAGGGUAGCGUGAAUGUUUCCAGACUCCGAUGCCCCUCUCCUGGUCCUUGGACAGGUGCAAGAGGACAGCCCUCCCUGGGCUUCGAGAUUUCCUAGCGUAGGUUUUUGGAGGGUUUUUUAAAUUUUUAUAUAUAUAUAUGUGUGUGAGACAUAUAUAUAUAUGGUAUAUAAAAUCAGUGCAGGGCAACGUACACUUUAUAUACGGAUAUAUAUGGAACCUAGAACGACCCACCUCCCUGCGUGUGCGUGAAUAACUAAUAUAUGGAGACUCAACUGAUUGUCCCUUUCACUAAAAGACCUUGUCAUUGGCAGGCUGUGACUCCCCCAAAAUCUAGUGCAGCUCAGGAAAGCAGGUGCAUGGAUCGGCCCCAGCCUUCCUCCGGCUCGUGGCACGGGGACAGCUGGGCAUGUUGCUUCCUCUGCCUUCACGGCGACACUCUCACGUUGAGUGACAGCAAAAGAGUUGAGUAAGGGAGAGCAGAAGCGUUUCCCAGCUCUGGAUUCUCCCUCCCUCCUCUGCAACAGGCAGGAGGGAGCUCCUGGACUUGUUGUUGCUUUCUCAUGCUCUGGCUGGCAGCUCUCUUGAGUAUGAGCUGAGCAAGCGAGGACGAGAGAGGCUGUUUCCCCUCUGUGUGGGUUUUGUGUAUUGAAUGGGGACAAAAAGAAGCAAACUGUGGACGCCUGGUUCACCCAGGCCUCCUGCAGGGUCUUUGCUCUUCCCAGAACCUGCCAAUGUCUCGAUAGCCUUAUGAUUCACAGUUGCCUCUUUGCUAUACGCACAUGUGCACAAGUGUAUUAAACAGUUAAUCCAAAGGUCUAACUCCGAAGUGUUUUGCACAAGCACGUGUGAUCAGUUGUGCAAGGGGACGGGGAGGUCCUUCCAGCUGAGCUCUGCCCUGCCUCAGGACCACCCCUUGGCGCUGAGCGGGGUGGUCCUGGAGGCGUUCACGGAGCUGGGGCUCCAGGAGGAUCCAACCCGCGUCUGCUCCGCGACCUGCUGAAGCUGAACCGCUGGGACCAGCACAGGACCGUGCUGCGGGCUGGUCCCUCCUGCAGUCAGCCCCCCGCGGGCCCUCCAGUCUGCACUGGCGCUGCCCGGCCCCCUCCUUGCCCUCUGCUCGGUCAGAAGAGCAGCUCCCGGGUGCCAGCUGCCGCCUGGCCCGAGCUGCCGCCGCUGUGUCUGGGUGCGAGCCGCAGCCUCUGCCCACAGGACCAAGCGCUCGCCCACAGGACCCGCUUGUGCCGGGAGGGCGUUGAGAGACACGUGAGGCUUGCUGGCAUGGGGCUUGGGGGAUUUCUCCUUAGUUUCUCAAGACUUCCUCUUUUCACCGUUGUUUUGGGAGACCUCUGCUUCCUUGAAACCCUUCCUGCAGCUUCUCUACAGCAGACUUUAUUUUCAGCAUUGCCUUCCUUCUUGCUUGAAGCUGAAGUGAGCUGGCCUGAGCAGUUCCUUGCGGUGGCUGCAUUCAGUGGAACAGCCUUGGUUUCUUUUCUGGUGAUGCGGCUGCUCUUGCAUCUUCUCUCUGCAAUUGUACAGUGCCCUUGCGAAGGACCUGCCCUGGGAGCAGCCUGCAGUAGGUGCCUCUGCAUCCCCCUUUCCUCCAAGGGAAGUCCAGCGAGUUCAGGCUUAACGACUGCGGCUGUCUACGGAGCCCAAUAAGCCUCUGUAGAGCCACAGUCUUGAACAGCCACUAGGAUACGUUCCCUGGAGUUCUGUGGGGCUUUUUCUUCUAGCCCUGCACCGCCAGCAUCGCUUCCUCCUGCGUGGGGACGCAUCUGCCUCUGCCAGGGGUCUUCCGGAGUGAGUGAACGUAGCUCUGGCCCAGCGGGAGCCCCCAGUUCCCCAGCAGCAGGGCUGGGCGAGGGCUGCAGCCUGGCUCUGGACUUCUCUUCUUGCGCUUUCAGUCAAAGAAAAAUCUCACAGAAAGUCACCACCACCUUUUUUUUUUUCUGUUAUGGUACAGAUAACCUCCGUGGGGGGCUGGUGUAUGUAUCUUGGUACCCAAUAGAAGUGCACACAAACUC